Messenger RNA from Huiozyma naganishii CBS 8797, 1038 nucleotides. It is a transcript of the gene PNG1, whose product is annotated as peptide-N4-(N-acetyl-beta-glucosaminyl)asparagine amidase. Gene Ontology annotation, cellular component: nucleus; cytosol. The record is from RefSeq and is a predicted model, not a curated record. Bases 1 to 1038 code for a protein of 345 amino acids. Lineage: Eukaryota; Fungi; Ascomycota; Saccharomycetes; Saccharomycetales; Saccharomycetaceae. Gene Ontology annotation, biological process: protein quality control for misfolded or incompletely synthesized proteins; glycoprotein catabolic process; protein deglycosylation. The transcript has a single exon. Gene Ontology annotation, molecular function: peptide-N4-(N-acetyl-beta-glucosaminyl)asparagine amidase activity.
AUGGAUUCCGGAGACGUGUACGGUACUGCUGCUGCGAUGUUUCUCGAAAGGUACAAAGAACUCGUCGUUUCGUUGUUCCAGAGGCGAAUUGGGUCCCCGGACAGGUCCUCCCGGUUUGCAGCGGUAGUUCAACGGUGCCAAUUCGCUAAAGAGAUCGUGCAGACAAGCCGCAGACUGUGCCAUGUGUACGACAACCCGAUGUGGCAGUCUGCCGUGCUGGAUACUUUCGACCUGGACUUGAUAUACGGUAACGUGGACCGCAUGGUUCAAAAUAGCGAGGCGGAGUACACGGACAACCUCGUCAAAGAGCUUCUACGGUACUUCAAGCAGGACUUCUUUACCUGGUGCGACAAGCCCAAGUGCCCCCAGUGCGGGACCAACGAGCACCAAGAAAUCCAAGGUGCCGUGGGCCCCACGGCAGAGGAGUCCCAGUCUGACUGUGGGACCGUGGAACUGUACCGUUGCACUCAGUGCCAGGAGCAGACGCGGUUCCCCGGUACCAACGACCCGGUGAAGCUGUUGCAGACGAGGACCGGGCGGUGCGGGGAGUGGUGCAACGUGUUUACACUUGUGUUGAAGGCGUUUGGCUUGCCCACGCGGUACGUGGUCAACAUGGAGGACCACGUCUGGUGCGAGUACUUCUCGAAAAACUUGUCCCGGUGGGUUCACGUCGACAGCUGCGAGCAGUCGUUCGACCAGCCGUACAUCUACAGCAAGAACUGGAACAAGAAGAUGUCGUAUUGCAUCGCGUACGGUGACUCUGGUGUCGAGGACGUGAGCGAGAAGUACAUACUGCAGAAUGCUUUGCCCAGGGACCGCAUUUCCGAGGGGGACUUACAGUUUGUGUGUGCGUCCCUUACAGAUCAGUUGCGGCAGGGCCGUAGUUCUGCGGAAUUGUACAAACUGUUCUGCAUGGACGAGCAAGAUCGUUUCCACUCGGGAGCCCACCGUGCGGGCCACGAUUCUGCAGCUGUGGAGACGGGCAGACAGAGCGGGUCCAAAGAGUGGACCACGAUGAGAAACGAAAACGGACAGUAG